AUGGGAAGCAAGAAACAUCUGGUUCGUGAUGAUCUUGAGGUUAUCGAAAAUUUCAAAGAUAGCCCACCAGAAUUGGUAGUCAACACAGGAUUUGAAUUAAUUUCGCAAUGUUCGCCGAUCCUGUGUCAUGCGGGUUGGAAUUUAUUGCAAGAUUUGAUCAGAUACAGGUGGAAUUCAAUACCUUCAGAGCUUUGUCUGGUUCUACGUAAUCGAAUAUUUCAAGCGAUUGACACUUUGGUACAAGAGGGAACUGUCGAGUCAUGUGCGAGAUGCGUUGUGGCAAUGAUGGAACACGAAUGGCCUCAAAAUUGGCCUAACUUGACUUCACAACUUCAAGAACUCUGUUCUCGGAGCUCCAUGCACUGCGCAGUCGUAUUUGCUAUUCAACGACGACUAGUGGAGAACGUUGCAACCUUGGCAUCCGUUGCUAAUAUUCGUCGCCGCCGGGAUAUGCAGAGCGCUAUGGUUGAAUCGGCAGACGAUCUUCUGGAGAUUGCCCUUGACAAGCUCAAAUCUUGUACGCUAGGUGAGAUUGUUGUCUAA
This is a messenger RNA of Haemonchus placei, 543 nucleotides long. The record is from the annotation of a GenBank genome assembly. NCBI's taxonomy places the organism in Eukaryota, Metazoa, Nematoda, Chromadorea, Rhabditida, Trichostrongylidae.